Amblyraja radiata (thorny skate) is the source of this 2185-nucleotide messenger RNA. RefSeq names its product bromodomain-containing protein 4-like. NCBI's taxonomy places the organism in Eukaryota, Metazoa, Chordata, Chondrichthyes, Rajiformes, Rajidae. The transcript has 7 exons. Gene Ontology annotation, biological process: chromatin remodeling; regulation of DNA-templated transcription. The coding region runs from base 117 to 1148 and encodes 343 amino acids. Gene Ontology annotation, cellular component: chromatin; nucleus. The record is from RefSeq and is a predicted model, not a curated record.
UUUAUUGCUUCAUUUCAUGGUUUAUAAUGUUCUAUGUUUAACAUUUUAUUUCCACAGAAACAAUAUCAAAACCGAAGUGGAGGAAAUGUACCAAUAUUCUCAUUAAGGAGGAAGAAAUGGUAACUUUAAAAAACAUUAUCAUUGGAAUUGUCAAAAUAUUCGGGUUCCUAAGCUUGUCUUUUCCCUUCCCAAAGCACAGCCACCUAAAUUACAAGUUGAAUUAUUCCUUGUAUCAACCAGCAUUGGAUUCUGUUCCUCAAGUGCAACCAUUGCAUGUCAAAAAAGUACCCGAAUCACAACAAACGUGCCGUCAUUCUAUUUUGUUUGAUAAACAGCAAAGAAAGAUGCAGCAUUCUCAGCCACAACAAUUUGGUCCAUUUGCAGGACCAGCAAAGAUUAUUUCAUCACCAGGACUUGCUCCAGUUCUAUCACCGUUGCAGUCACCACCUUUGUUGCAAGUUGUACAUCUAUCAGUCAAUCGUGCUCUUCAAUCCAUUCACCCUAAAAAAGCAAAGACUUUAUGCAAUGCAGAAGAGGAAGCUAAAUGCUUACCAAUUCAUCAGACCAUGCCAGCUCCUGAAAAAUGCAGCGGGUCUACCACACUACACAAAAAUAUGGAGCACAUCCAUCCAGAUGAAACCAGAGCAAAUGAUAACUUUAAAAUUGUGCCAGAACCUACAUCCUCACUUACCCCAAAGAAGGAAGUAGAGGUCAAGAAUGCAAAUUCCUGGGCAAGUUUGAGCAAAAUGGUGACACCCACAUCACUGAUAAAAUCUUCCAGUGAAAGCUUCAAGUUGUUCAGGAAAGCAGCAUUGGAAAAAGAAGAACAUGGAAAAGCUUUAAAAACUCGAGCGGAAAUCAAAAGACGGCAUCUUGUGCAAAUUGGUAGUGAAGAAAGGAAUAAGGUGACGUUCCAACAAAGCGAGCAUGAGAAGGAAAUUGGCCUUGAAUCCACUUCAUCAGGUCAAGACAGGCCCUGUGAGCAAACGUCUGAGCAGAAAAUACCAGAAGACCAUGAAGCGCAACAAAACAGAAAACUAGCCAGAAAACUGGAGCAAGAGCGGAGAAGGAGGGAAGCAAUGGCAACAACAAUUGACAUGAAUUUACAGAGUGAUAUUAUGGAAACAUUUGAAGAAAAUCUAUAUUAGAAAUCUUGACAAUCUUUGUUCAUGUUAAAAGUCUAGUCGUAUGAUGGCUGAAAUGAUCAGAAUUGACUGAUUUGGAGUUUCCAAUAUUAAAGUAUAUAAUGGACACCAAACUGAUAAUUAACGAAUCCUUAUCAGAGCUUAAUCUCCAAAUGGUUAUUGAAAUGUUCCUUGAAUACAGAGGAUGAUGAUGAAUCCUAUUUAUAUAGAAUUUAAUAACAUUUUGUCAGUGUUCUUAAAAUAAAUGUGCAGGUUUAGAUUUUUAGAAAAUCAAAUGAAAAAAAAUUAAAGUUAUUGUGUUCAGUUAAAGAUAAUUGGUGGAUAAGAUUUGGAAAAAUGAAAUUGUAAUUGUUUUGUAAAAUCAAUCCUACAGCUUAUUGCUGCAGUAAAAUAUUUAAGAUUUAGCUACAGUUAAACUGGUAUACUGUAGUAAUGUCCUUUCAUUCACUGACAUUGGAAGAUAAUUGUAAAAAGUAAUAAUAUUCCAAAUUAUCUCAAAUUCAAAGAUGAAGAAAUAUAACUUUUCUCUACCUGAACAUUUUGAUAGCAUUAAAAUUAACUAGAGUUAAUAAAUCGCACUGUCAUGUAUUUAUUUUCACUCUCUGAUAUUCAGAUUUUGUUAAAUUAUUUGAAUGACAUUCAUAAUAUUUCUGUACUUAAUGCUUCCAGUUCAUAUUUUUCUAGUUUUACCGAAUGUAUUUACAGUUGCCAGCACUUGAACACAGAACAGUUACCCAUUAUAGAGCUAAUUAUAAUCAUUUGAAUUGUUAUGCAGUUGAAAUUUCAUCUUCAAGAUGCAAUGUUUCAGUUUUUUCCCUAAAAGGAUAGACAUUUUUCAUGACCUCAUAUCUUUCAUGCAAUAUACUUUCUAUUACUGAAUGAUUCUUGUGGUUUUGCCAAUUUCUUGCUUCAUAAUUCCUGUUUUUCAAGUUAACCAGUUUCAUUUAGUCCAAUUUGGUGAAAAAGCAGUGUACUUGAAAUUACUGGAUGUUUUGGAAUCUAUCACAUGUUCUGAACUUGAUCAAGCUAUAAGAAAUGAA